Asparagus officinalis (garden asparagus) is the source of this 4131-nucleotide messenger RNA. RefSeq lists its product as uncharacterized. The record is from RefSeq and is a predicted model, not a curated record. Gene Ontology annotation, biological process: mitotic sister chromatid segregation. Lineage: Eukaryota; Viridiplantae; Streptophyta; Magnoliopsida; Asparagales; Asparagaceae. Gene Ontology annotation, cellular component: nucleus; condensin complex.
UCCAAAACAGCCCCAAUUCGAAAAUUCCAAAAGCCAAAACAGCCUCCAAUUCGAAAAUUCCCUCAAAUCUCUCUCUCAAACCCUAGAAUUCCCAAAUCCAUUCGAGAUCAAAUCCAAUGGGGAGAAAGCUCCGAUCAUCGAUCCAAUCCACUGCCGACGAGUUCCUCACCUCAGUCCCCGCCCAAUUCUCCACCAAACAAGGUAAAUCCUCUCUCAAAACCCUAAUCUCAACCAUCUCUCCUUCAUCCCAUCUCAUCUCCACUCUCCCUCGAUCCCUUCACCUCUUCGUCUCUCAAACCCUAGAUUCCUUCAAGAAAUCCCUCCAUUCUCAAGACGUCGCCUCAAGAUCUCCCGCUAGAGCCUCGGUCUCGCCUCCAUCGAAGCGAGCUCGCCGCUCAUCUCGUAGAAAUAGCUCCGACGAGCCCUCGAAUACCCUAGAUCACUUGAAAAAGCUUCAAUGCUACACUUUCAUCGCUCACCAGAUGAUUUCACACCCAAAGAAGCCAUUUUUGGCUUCGGAGCUCCUCCCAUCUGUCCAGUUGCUGCAUGAUAGCCUCGUGCUCUAUGAAAUGGACCCAGUGCUUCUUCAUUUAGUUGCUAGUCUUUGUGAAGAGUGGUGGAAAGAGAAGCUUUUGGAUAGGGAGAAGUUGGUCCCACAAUCCCUGCCCUUUUUCCUCUCGAAAUCGCUGUCUAAUGGUAAGAAAUCGGAUGUUCGUAGGGUUUAUGCGCUUCGUGAAGCUUUUCUGUUGUUCGAUUACGUUGAUGAGAGUAUUGAAGACAUGAGACUUUUGCUUGUUCGUUGUGUUAUUGCUCCGGUGUAUUUGAAGACUGAUGAAGGGAGAAAGUUUAUUGCUUUUAUGUUGGGGUUGAAUGAUCAGUUAGCUAAGGAAGCUUUAGCUUUGAUUAAGUCGCAGAUACCCUUUGGGAGAAAGUCGGUGUUGGAGGCUUAUGGGGAUAUUCUGUUUAGGUCAUGGAAGGGAUGUGAAGGUUUUUUGAGAGAUGAGAUUGAAGACGGGUUUGUUCAGGGGCUCAUUGAUGCAGCUGUUCAUGCGAGUUCAAAGUCGCUUGCAGCUUCGAUAAGGAGAGUUUUGGGUGGAUUUAUUGAGAAGAGGGCUACUGAAGGCGUGGAGAAGCUUCUUUUCCGCCUCUCUGAGCCAUUGCUGUUUCGGUCGCUUCAGGCUGCAAACUCUGAUGUUCGCCAAAAUGCACUGCAUCUGUUUUUGGAUUUGUUUCCACUCGAAGAUCCCGAAGUCACAAAGGAGGUUAAAGACACCUUGCUGGACAAGCAAUUCUUUUUAUUGGAAAAACUUCUUCUAGAUGAUUGCCCCGAUGUAAGGGCAGUUGCAGUUGAAGGCUGCUGCCGCAUUUUGAACUUAUUUUGGGAAGUCAUUCCUUCUUCAAUAAUAACAAAGAUUUUGAAAAAAAUUAUUGACUGCAUGUCAACUGAUGCGUGCAAUGAGGUGAGGUUAUCGACAGUGAAUGGAAUUAUCUAUCUGCUUGAGAAUCCACAGAGCCAUGAAAUUAUGAAAGUGCUUCUUCCCAGAUUGGGUUGCAUGCUCUCUGAUCCCACACUUUCAGUUCGCCUUGCUGUUACUGAUCUUCUUUUAGCUAUCAGAGACAUUCGGACAUUCCAGUUUAACAAGGUGGUUGGUUUAGAUGCUUUAUUAUCCUCACUUGCAAAUGAUCAUCUGCGUGUUGCCCAAAAAAUUACCAGGCUACUGAUCCCUUCAUAUUUUCCAGCUAAGAUGAAUUUGAUUGAAGCAUGUGGUCGCUGCAUUGCACUCAUAAAAAGGUCUCCUACUGCAGGUGCGAGGUUUUGUGAACUUGCUUUAUCAGAAGGAUCGUCUUCUAAGUCGCUCUUAGAGCUCCUUAGGAUUUCUGUAAGUUUGGCUCUUUCUCCUAAGGGCCUAAAUUCUGAUCAAAUUGAUGGGCUGUUUGUUGCCUCAGCCAAUAUUUGCUGUAGCUUAUCAUCUGACCUGUCUAAUAAGAAAGCUCUUGGUGAGUUGUUUCCGAGUACAAAGUUGAAGCGUUUGUUUACUGCUGCAGCUUCUCCUUGUGCUCAGACUGCACUCUUCACCCUUGCUUCAGUUCUUUCUUUAGAUGAUCUAGGCGGACUCCGUGACUUGUGUAUUGCUUCAAUAAUGGAUUGCACAGGACUCUCUGAGAAUGUUGAAAAACAAGCACUUAUACGAGCAGGCCAUAGAUUUAUGCUUUCUUAUGGUUGGUUUGAUGAACUGUUUCGAGCAUUAACAAAUAAUUUGCAGUCUAUUGCUUCUGGCUUUCUUAACAAGUUUGACUUGGAACUCCCACAACAAGUGGCGCAUCGUUUGCAAAAAAUUAAAACUAAAAUGCCCGUGAGAACGCCAGAGAGAUUAGGUCAUUUUAACGGGAAAGAAACACCCAAUACUGAUUUGUCAAGAACCAAGGAUGAUCUAUUUAUUGCAGCUGUAGCAGCCUGGCAACUGAAAGAUUUGCUUGUCAGUGAAGAUGCAAGGAACUCAUUGUUAAAAUCUCCUAACCUGGAAAUUACAUACUUUGCUCUAAGGAUUAUUUCCCAGGUAAGCAUUGACCUAUGUUCGCAUUGUGAACUCGUAGACACAUCAGCUGUCACGGCCUACAUAGCUCUUGCCAUGCACAUGUCUCUACAUCAUGCUGACACAACUAGCGGUGAUGACAAUAACAACGUACAAUGUGUUAGUAUGCCUUCAAAGUUAACAAUAAUGGAGGAUUCAUUGGGCCACCUGCUCAAUUGUGCUGAGAAACUCUUUACUGAGCUCGUUGAUGGAAAAUCUAGCAGCCUACCUUCAAGUUCUAAGCAGAAAAGAAGCACAGAGCGCCGACAUAAAAGAAAACACAAGGAAGCUCUAUCAAGUGCAUCGGGCCCAACAGAAGGUGGUGAGGCCAAAACUGAUCUUCCAGCGGUGAAAGUAAUGCAGAAUGUUGCAAAGAUGGCUACUGCAAUUCUUAAGAUAAUUGCUGAUGCUGCAGCUGUUGGACUCAUUACCCAUAACCAUGUUAAGUGUUUGAAUUUUGGUUCGGCUUUUGCUAGAUACAUUGUCUCAUUCACUAGAGGCCAACAGAAUGAGACUUCAGCAUUUGAGGAAGAGGAUUUAAAGGACGUAUUGGUAUUUCUUAAGAGCUCCUUCUCAUAUGCGUCCAAAUUACUGCAUUUGGUGCUAAAAAACUCUAGUGAAUCUUCAGCCCCGCCAAGAGAAGUCUUCGAUCUUGCCAAUGACCUUCUAGAUCUCAUUGUCUCUAUUGAAUCAUCUCUAGGCUCAAAGUAUGCUUCACAUAUUCUUUCUGUUGCGAAGCCAUGGCUGCCUAUUCUUGUACUCGCCUUAGGCUCUCAACAACUUAUCAAAGCAAGAGAAUAUCAGGGCACAGCGAGUUCAGGUGAUCUUACUGUACUUCCAGCCUAUAAGUUCAAACACCGCAGUAAUGAGGAGGGAAAAGAGCAGGGUGAAGAGGAGAGUGAUAAUGUUUCCGAACACAAGGCUCCAGCAUUCAGAAAGCUUACGGAGCAAGUGAUUGUUUUGCUAAAGAAAGGUAAUCCGAGAGUAUUGGAUGCUGUUAGUGAUGUUCUUUUGAGAGGCGUGUUGUUUAUGAUGGAAGGAACAGAUUUUGGUUUGGUGUUAGGUCUGCUGAAUUUCACAUGUAUGAAGUUGUUAGGCAAGGAAUAUUCAUCAUGGAAAGAACUUAAACUUGUGUCAAGGACUCUACAAGAGAUUUACUUACGAAUUGGAAGAGAGCUUGAUGAUGUCAAUCUCAACGAGGAUGGAAGGAUUGCCUUAGGAAGUGCUAGGGAGAUUAUUGAAUCGGUUCCCAUGGAUCCUGAAUGAAGAGCUAUGCAGAAAAUAGUGAUCUAUGUCAUAUUUGCCAUGUGUACUAAAUAACUUUUGUCAGGAAUCUGUACAGUUGCACUAAUUGCUACUGAAGAAAGUAUAUAUGCGAUGCAUAAUUUUCGUGGAGCAUUCAAGUUUGUGAUGUUGAACGCAAGCCAGAUUCACAAUAGACUGAAUACUUGUAUCUGCAGUCAUUAUGUUUAUAUUGGAAACAUUUUUGGCAUUUAUUUCAUAUAUGUAAACAAAUUUUGUUGCUGAAAACUGACAUGUGAUUUGAGAUUUUGAUGUU